Messenger RNA from Perca flavescens (yellow perch), 4681 nucleotides. RefSeq names its product P2Y purinoceptor 4. The coding region runs from base 381 to 1454 and encodes 357 amino acids. Gene Ontology annotation, biological process: G protein-coupled receptor signaling pathway. Lineage: Eukaryota; Metazoa; Chordata; Actinopteri; Perciformes; Percidae. The transcript has 2 exons. Gene Ontology annotation, cellular component: plasma membrane. Gene Ontology annotation, molecular function: G protein-coupled UTP receptor activity. The record is from RefSeq and is a predicted model, not a curated record.
UUUUGGGAGGCAGUUGUGUCCACUCAGCAGCGUGACUUCCCAUUUCAGGCGUGUAGACAGUGUAUGUUCUGUAUGCUCUCCACGUAUCCUGCGCUCAGUGCAGAACGUCUCUGCAGCGCUGCCAUGGACUCCAAACACGACGUCCACCGAAACAUAAUUUUUAGUGCCGUGCGUAUCUAAUGUGCGCCGGCUGGACGAAGAAGACGACGACGGAGAGAGUGAGAGAGAGGAGCAGCGAGCGAUCUCGACUGAAAAGUUGAAGGACUUCUCUGGAGCGACGGCAUCUAGACCAGCCUGACACCACCGCUGCUGUUUUCCGGAUCCCGUUUGGGGUUUGGUCACCUGCUGGCUUAAAAGUGCUACUUAAAAUUUACAUCACUAUGGAAACGGUCAUCAGCAACCCCGGCGCGUACAACCAGUCGAUGGUUUUCACCUCAAUCUUCAACGCUAGCUGUCGCUUUGAUGAGGAGUUCAAAUACAUCCUGCUGCCCGUGUCCUACAGUCUGGUGUUUGUGGUCGGCUUCGUGCUCAAUGCUACAGCUUUGUGGUUGUUCCUUAAGAUGCGUCCGUGGAAGCCCAGUACCGUGUUCAUGUUCCACCUCGCCCUGUCCGACUUCCUGUACGUCCUCUCCCUGCCCACCCUCAUCUACUACUACGCCAACCGCAGUCACUGGCCUUUUGGAGUGGCCGUCUGCAAAAUGGUGCGCUUCCUCUUCUAUGCCAACCUCUACUGCAGCAUCCUCUUACUCACCUGCAUCAGCGUGCACCGUUACCUGGGCAUCUGCCACCCACUCAAAACAAUGACCCUGGUGAAGUCCCGCCAUGCCCACCUGGUGUGCGGCAUGGUGUGGGCUGUGGUGAGCGUGUGCCUGGUGCCCAACCUCAUCUUUGUCACCACCUCCACGAGGGACAAUGACACCCUGUGCCAUGACACAACCAACCAGGAGGCCUUUAAGGAGUAUGUGGACUACAGCUCUGUCAUCAUGGUGCUCCUAUUUGGCAUCCCGUUCCUGGUCAUUGUGGUGUGUUAUUGCAUGAUGGCGCGGGCCCUGUGCCGACCCAGAAAGGGACUUUCUGCCAGCCAGCAGGGCACCGCCUCACGUCAGAAGUCCAUCAAGCUCAUCAUCGUGGUGUUGGUGGUGUUUGCUGUGAGCUUCGUCCCAUUUCACAUCACACGGACGCUCUACUACACCUCCCGUGUUUUAGAUCUUAACUGUAAAUUUCUCAACAUUGUCAACUUUACUUACAAGAUCACCCGGCCGCUGGCGAGCAUCAACAGCUGCAUUGACCCAAUUCUGUACUUCCUGGCUGGGGAUCACUACAGAGCCAAAAUGAUGUCUUUUCUGACGGGAAAAAGACAGACAACAAACAGCCAAACACCUGAACAGGCACACACACAGCCGAACAAUAAUCAUAGCAUCGCUCUGGUCUACAAGAACCCUGAAAGCCAUUGAAAGAUUCUGAGAGAUCGUGGGAAAUCUAUUGGAGAAAUCUGAAGUUUUAAACAUGUAUUUCUGCUCCAGGCUUAGCUAACAUUUCUAAUGCCACAUGCAGAAGCACCUGUUUAUAUUUCCUUUUUUGCAUUGAGAGGUUUGGUAGAGAAUCAGUUUACUGUAACAUUUACUUACAGUAUUUGCAUUCACUCCAUCCAGCUUAUGUAAUGCCUGUGUUCAACAGGCAUAAAGGCCAUGUUUCAAUUCCCCUCAUUUUCUUGAGGUUCUUGUGUUUGUAAAAUGAAGUUCAAGUGGGAAAGAGUCUGUACCCAGUCUCCUACCACAAAGGGAUUAUUACACCAAACUCAAGUUAUAAAAGACAGUAUUUAGGCUACUGUAUACUGUCCUGCUGUGUGGGGAAAAUUGUGCUAUACAGAAGAAACGUUUUACUUUCAAAUUAUGGGAACCGAAACUGACACUGGAGUUCACAGGUAGAUUAUUAAUAAUAACAAAAAACUUUAUUUUUAUAGCACCUUUGAAAACACAGUUGCAAAGUGCUUUACAAUAAAAACAGAACACAUUUAAAACACAAAGAGAAUAAGACAAACUAAAAACCCCAAAAACUAAACACAUAAGACACAGAGCAUAAAACAUCAAUGAAAUCACUGAAAAACUAUUUUAAAAAGUGGGUUUUUAAAGGAAAAUAAAAAAAUGGGACAGGGUUCACAGCCCUGAUCUCCUCAGGCAGGAGUUCAUAAGCAAUAAGUAAGUGAAUUGUUGUCAUCAAUCGGUCACUCACUGAUCUAAAUAUUAAAGUUCAUUAUCUGACCAAAUAUGACAGAUAGCCUGGUCAUUUUCUCAGACAUUAGGCAGUUAUGAUGCAAUCCUUCCUGUAAUAUCAACAAUAUCUAUGUGUUACCCAGAAACCUAAGCUACAGCCAGCUCAUGAUCCCAGCUGUUUUUAUCCUUUAACUUUCACAGCUGUCUUUUGCUCAACUGUGGAGAAAAGCAAAGAGACAACUCAGGACAAGAACCACCCACGCCUCAUUAGAGGGAUAAGGGAUUUUCCUUUUACCUUUGGGAUUGAUACGUGGAAUUGAAAGCCCCUUUUUCUUACAGUAGUUUAGGCUGAACUCCUUGAUGGUUUUGCAACAUGUGAGAGCAGUUACAGAGCAUUGGUCCCUCCAUCCUUCUUUUUAAUGUUGACGUAUGAACCAAUACUGUAGGAGCAGAUGUAUUCAUACAGCUCUGCAUCACACGGUGUUCUCUUGAUAUUAAGUAUGAGCACUAUCUUCAAAGAUGUUUCUGUAAUAACUCUAAAUAAAUAGUUUUAUAUGUAUCAUAAAGUGGUACAUCACGAGUGACUGUUUGCUGUCUGGUCAGUGUGAAAUCACUUACAAUAUAAUUAAGCUCUAAUUUUUUCUUCUUUCAACUCUCCCUCAUGAAAAAAGCAAUUUUAAGUGAUCUAUGAAUUCAGAGGAAGCACAUAAAGUUUGCUAUUUGUGUAAACCACACAACUCAUGUGUUUAGCCAGACUGAAACUAACUCCACUUUCUAUUACCUAAAUAGAUACAGUACAGUUGAUGUUUAGGGAGUGAUCUUUCAUGUUAUCAUCUCCAUAUAUCAUUCCACGGCAAGAGAACUCUGAAGGCUCUUUUUUGGAUAAGGGCGCUGGCUAAAAAAAAAAAAACACUAUAUCGAUGAUGACAGUGAACAAGAUAAAGAUUUCCCCCCUAAAGUCACUUUAAUGUUAAAAACCUACAGUAUUUCCACACUGUGUGACAUCAUCUAAUGUGAUUUUAUAUUAGUUUGUUCCAGUGCAUAAUUGCAGUCCACACAACAUGAGUUACAAUGACCAACCCAUGAAAAGUUGAAGAGAUUAAACGUAAUGCCAUUGCAAAUACUAUGAAUAAAUAAAACUAUGAUUGCGUAUUUCCUUAAGAUGUAACUCAAGGCCAGAAUUCACCUAAACUACGUCAUUGAAACAGUUCAGUGUUUGAGAACAUGACCAACUUUUUUUCUCCCAUCUUUAGAAACCAAUAAAAUAAUAACAGAGCGCAGUAGGACCCAGUAGCCUGAAGGCUAAUAACAAUAAUUACAGUCUAAAUGGCAAUACCGUUUAGAAAUAUGGCUCCAUGUUGUCUGUAAUUUACAAACAAUGGAUGAUCACAAACAUAUAAGCAGCACUGUCAGUCAUUCUGAGUUGUUAUUUUUCUCAAAACUUCAGUUCAUGACAGACCGCAUCGGAUAACUCUUUACAUGUUAACAUUUGCCAGCAGACCUACAAACCACAUCACCAGCAUCUUCAUCUUCACGUUCCCACCAACUAUUAGCAUGUAAAACAGAUACUUGAUUCAAAGCUCUGCUAAUUUGACACAUUAUCGAAUUGGUAAUAAUGAAAAUGAAUCUAAUGAAGGUUUCAAACUGUUCUGUCAUUCUGUGCACUUUUCAACAGUUAACCUCAAUGUGAUGUAAGCUCAUGAGCGCCCCCCUGUGGUAUGAUGGUGACAAGAAGUUGCAACUUGCACUCAGUCAGGAGAGCUCAACUUGUCAGAUGGGUGUCUCUCCAGUAAGUCAGAAUACUUUAAGAAGGAACAUUACAAAAAAAUGUGGAAAGAAAUACUGUAAAAGUGCUAUUUGGGUAUUUUGGCCCUCAGCGCUGUCUAACAGACAAAGAACGAGGCCAGAGCAAAGUAUACCCUACAGAAACAUGGUAAGAGGGUCAGGAAACAUUCAACCUGCAAAACUGCUGAGAAAAUGCUGGUAGUCACGUGUUUCACAUUAAAACCUUAACCUGGAAACACAAAGCAUGGGCUCCAUUGACCUGGGCCUGGUUGCAACUCUGGAAGCAAACUUUCAUGUUAAAACACACGUAUGUUGUGCCUGAUAUAGGCCUAUACAUAUCUGAAGCAGGUUCUGUGUGCAAGUUGCACUUGUAGAGGUAGGUGUCAGUACAGUGCAGACAAGGAUUAAAAUGGAAGGCAAACCUAAAUAAAAUGACAGAAAAGCAGAUCAUUGUUUAAUAGGCCACUGCAAAGUAUAUUUUGUUGGUUAUUUACAGUAUAACUCGUGUUAUGUUUGUUGCAUGCAUUGUGUAAAGAAGAUGUUGAAGGAUCAUUCUGGGGCAAAGUGCAUCCUUUCAGUUUGUAUUGUUCACCUGCUCCCUCUGCCCUUGAUGUGCUGAUGUCAGAAAAGUUGUCUGGUCUUGAAAUUCUCCUCUACGAAUAGAGCAUUUGGAUUACAUGUCA